This is a messenger RNA of Mytilus trossulus (common blue mussel), 2700 nucleotides long. RefSeq lists its product as uncharacterized. The transcript has 8 exons. The record is from RefSeq and is a predicted model, not a curated record. NCBI's taxonomy places the organism in Eukaryota, Metazoa, Mollusca, Bivalvia, Mytilida, Mytilidae. The coding region runs from base 1 to 2700 and encodes 899 amino acids.
AUGGUGCCAACUGAAAUAAAAUUAAUGGCUGACAAAAGAUCUAUUGAUUUGUACCUCAAAUUACUUGAGUCAGGAUCUGAGAAAAAGAGAGACAUACGUUUAGUAGUUGUUGGAAAAAAAGGGUCUGGAAAGACAUCAUUGAUUAGAAGAUUGUUUGGUGAAGACAUUACAGAUGUUACCAGUACAAAUGGAAUAGAAAUUCAUAAAAUAAAAUGCAAAGCAAUGUCUGAUGAUGGUAUAUGGAAUAAGUUAGAUGAAAACAAUGAAGAAACUCAAGCAAGACUUUUUAAAGAAUAUAUGGGAAAACUUCAGGACAAAAGAACAAUUCAAGAACAAGUAGAAUCCCACAUAGCCAUUAAGGACAACACACCAGUAACAUCUGUUGAUGAUUCAAAGAAAUCAGAGACAGCAUCCAAGCAACUGGAAAUAAUAAAACCUCCAGAAGCAGCUGAACCUCAAUCAGAACCUAAAGUAACUCCCCAGCAGCCCUCUGAACAAGCAGCAAGGGAUUUCGAAACUAUGCUAACCGCUAAGUCUAAGGUUGAUGUACAUGACAAAGAGGAGUAUGCUACAUUUUUUCUAUGGGAUUUUGCGGGAGAUGAAGAAUUUUACCACACUCAUCAAACCUUUCUGUCCCAAGAUGCAAUGUAUCUUGUUGUUACAAAACUCAAUGAAGCUGAUGACCCUAAUGCACAAGCUUUAUUCCGACUUUGGAUUGACUCAAUACAUUGCUACAGUAGACUGGAAGAGAAAAAUAUUAUAUCUGAUGACAAGACGACUAUGUCAGGUGAUCUUGAUCCACCAGUAGUUAUUGUUGGCACAUGGAAAGAUGCUGUGACCUCAGAAGCAGACACGGUUGAGGAGGCAUGCAGAGAAAGUUUGUUGGUGUACACCGAGAAUCUGGCAGAUGAUGAACGUGGACAUGUAAGGAGUGAAUACUUUAUUUCUAAUAAAGAAGAUGAUCACGGUGUAUUCCAGCAAAUAAGACGAGACAUUAUAAACUUAGCCAGAGAAAUGCGGGCAUGGAACAAAGAUUAUCCGUUAAAAUUUAUACAACUGGAGCAACGACUUCAAGAAAAGAAGAAAGAGUUACCGAUUAUCACCUAUCAGGAAAUGAAGAACAUUUCUUCUGUUACACCAAAGCCUUUAACUGAGAAAGAACUGAUAUUAUUUCUAGAAUUUCACCAUGAACUCCGAUCUUUAGUUUAUUUCAAAGAUCUCCCAGAGAAUAUUAUUUUAGAUACACAAUGGUUGUCUGAUGCUUUUAAAUGUAUAGUAACAGCAAGGAAAUUUCAAGCUAGUACUAAAAAUCAAAUAAGGUGGAAUGAAUUUUACCAUACAGGUAAAUUAAAUUAUGACGUUUUAGAAGAUAUAUUUAAAAAAGAGACACACAUGUUGUAUGAACAUAAAAACUAUAUCCUGAAUGUAAUGGAGAAAUUUGAUAUCAUUAUACGUCCAAACAAAUCAGGUGCUGAUGCAAAUCCUUACUUUUAUGUACCUUGUAUGGUUAAAGCAGAACCUGAGCAUGACAUUUAUGAAAUGUUUAAUGUGCCAAAAGAUAUAUGUAAAAGAUCCACGUGGUUGUGUUUCAGAUUUCGGUUUCUACCACCACAUUUAAUGAAUCAUUUGAUAGCUUCACUGAGCAGGAAGUAUACAGUUGCAGAAGUGAUUGACAGUAAGAAGAAAAAAAGACAAAUUGCUCUUUUUAAAGGCACUGCUGUCUUUGAGUUACAACAUGAAACAACGAAAUUAAGAAAAUUACUUGUAAUGACAUGUCCAAAUGUUAUUCAGAUUCAGGUUUGGGAAUUUGGGGAAGACAUUAAAAGCGGUUUGUACAAAUACAUUGCCGACUUUGUGACAGAGGAAUUAAACACAAUCAUGCAUACAAGAUUCAAGAUGUCAAAUGUAAAAUUUGAGAAAAAGUGGGAAUGUGGCCUUACUGAGCCAAAGUGUGUGACAGGAUCAAACAUAUUCAUGGAAGAGCCUACAUAUCAAUGUGACACAUGUCAAAUUAAACACAUGUUCAUAGACGAAUGGUCAGAUCAACAAAAUAAAGCACCAUGGCGGUCUCAGAUGUCUGAAAAGACCCAACAUGUUCCAGUAUCGAGUCCUAGCAUAGAUAACAGCAGUCAAAUCGUGCGUGUCCGUGUCCAAGCUGGUAAGAGAGAGCAAUCAAGUGGAUGCAGUUUGAGAGAGUUCACCAUAGAGCAGAUUAAUUUUACAAAGAUGGGAAUAAUUGUGCUUAAUAUUCUUGCUGAUGCUUCAUAUGACCUUCUAAAACCAGAUAAACCACAUCUACGUCCGAGAAGCGAUUGUGAUACAACAUACUUGUACAAUGAGCACAGGAGACUAAACAAACAUACUCCAACUAAUGGAUGGGGAGGGAAUUGGCAAACCAUUCAGGGUACAGACAUAGCUGUUGGAGAUGAUAUUGAGCGCAUAAGACUUACACGGAAUGAACUACAACACUCAACGGCAGCUGAAAUUGGAGAUACACGUUUCAUUGAGUUGUGUAACAUAUUAACUGAUCUUUUAAAACGGUUUGAUCAACUCAACAAACCAACAAGUCUUUAUACAGAUCAACUUAAUGAAAUUAUGGCUAAAACUAUGUCUGCUCAGGAAGUUCAAUCAAUUGCAAAUGAAAUAUUAGGAAUGGAUAUUACAGUUGAAAUAGUGAACCCGAUGAAAGUUCAACCUUAA